Messenger RNA from Sciurus carolinensis (gray squirrel), 2059 nucleotides. RefSeq names its product involucrin (gene Ivl). The record is from RefSeq and is a predicted model, not a curated record. Gene Ontology annotation, cellular component: cornified envelope. NCBI's taxonomy places the organism in Eukaryota, Metazoa, Chordata, Mammalia, Rodentia, Sciuridae. The coding region runs from base 52 to 1773 and encodes 573 amino acids. The transcript is spliced from 2 exons. Gene Ontology annotation, biological process: keratinocyte differentiation.
CUCUGCCUUAGUCCCUGCUGUGAGUCUGGUUGACCUACGGUAGCUUCCAAGAUGUCCCAGCAAUACACACUGCCAGUGACUGUCCCCGCUGCCCUCACUGAUGAAUCCUCGAAGACUGUUUCUCCUUCAGCUCAUAUGGAGCAGGAACAAAUGAAGCAGCCGACAUCACUGCCUACCCCAUGCCAGAAGGUGCCCUCUGAGCUCCCAAUGGAGGACACCUCAAAGCAUGAGGAGAAAUACACAACUCUUGUGAAGGAGCUGCCUGAGCAAGAGUGUGAGCAGCAGCAGCAGCAAAGAGAAACACAGGAGCAGAAGCUGUAUUUGGGACUGCAGCAGCAAGAGCACCAAGAGACUCAGGAGCAAGAACUGCACCUGGGACAUCAGCAGCAAGAGAAGCCUCAGGAGCAGAAACUGCAUCUGAGACAGCAGCAGCAGGAGGAGCCACAAGUACAGGAGCUGCAUCUAGGGAAACAACAGCAGCAGGAGCCACAGGAGCUGAACCUAGAACAACAGAAGCAGCAGCAGGAGCCACAGGAGAAGGAACUGCAUCUGAGACAGCAGAAGCAUCAGAAGCCACAGGAACAAGAACUGCAUUUGGGAAAGCAGCAGAAGCAGGAACCACAGGAGCAGGAGCUGCAGCAUCUGGGAAAGCAUCAGCAGCAGGAGCCACAGGAGCAGGAGCUGCAUUUGGGAAAGCAGCAGAAGCAAGAACCACAGGAGCAGGAGCUGCAGCAUCUGGGAAAGCAGCAGCAGCAGGAGCCACAGGAGCAGGAACUGCAUCUGGGAAAGCAGCAGCAGCAGGGUCCCCAGGAGCAGGAGCUGCAGCAUCUGGGAAAGCAGCAGCAGCAGCAGGAGCCACAGGAGAAGGAACUGCAUCUGAGACAGCAGAAGCAUCAGAAGCCACAGGAACAAGAACUGCAUUUGGGAAAGCAGCAGAAGCAGGAACCACAGGAGCAGGAGCUGCAGCAUCUGGGAAAGCAUCAGCAGCAGGAGCCACAGGAGCAGGAGCUGCAUUUGGGAAAGCAGCAGAAGCAAGAACCACAGGAGCAGGAGCUGCAGCAUCUGGGAAAGCAGCAGAAGCAGGAGCCACAGGAGCAGGAACUGCAUCUGGGAAAGCAGCAGAAGCAAGAACCACAGGAGCAGGAGCUGCAGCAUCUGGGAAAGCAGCAGCAGCAGGAGCCACAGGAGCAGGAACUGCAUCUGGGAAAGCAUCAACAGCAGGGACCCCAGAAGCAGGAGCUGCAGCAUCUGGGAAAGCAGCAGCAGCAGGAGCCACAGGAGCAGGAGCUGCAGCAUCUGGGAAAGCAGCAGCAGCAGGAGCCACAGGAGCAGGAACUGCAUCUGGGAAAGCAGCAGCAAGAACCACAGGAACAGGAGCUGCACCUGAGAGAGCAGCAGCAACAGAAACCACAGGAGCUUUACCUGGGAAACCAGAAGCAGCAAGAACCACAGGUGCAGAAUCUGCAUCUGCGAAUGCAGACGCAGUGGGGACAGCAACAACAUGAAGAACAUCAGGGAGCAGAAAAUCUGGAGCAAGAGAAAACACAACGGGAGCAAAAGUUGAAGGAACAUCUGAAACAGGAGACACAGCUUUUGGACCGGAAACUGGAGUGCCUGGAGCAACAUGAGAAGCAUGUGGAGCAACCUGUGUUUAUUCCAAUCCCAGCCCAGGUCCAAGAGACCCAGUCAGAUAUCCUGAAGAGAGAAAUUCCUGCACCCUGUAGGGAAACAGCAGCAGAAGCAGGUGUUAACUUGACCACCAAACUUAAAUAGCUACCUCCAGUGUCCCAGAGACCCACAGACCAUCCCACACAAGGGAAGAGAGAACCACUGGUAUCACUUUUGUCUGGUCCCUGAGUAGCCCGCUCAUCUGUGAACCUAAAUGUCUGUUUAGGGGCUGGAAAAGAGGAAGUUAUACCCAGCACCGACCUCCAAGAAGCCCAAUUGUAAUCCUGGGCAUUCAGAGCCUCUGCCUGAAGGACUGUCAAGAUUAUAUCAACUCAAACUUCACCCCCAGUAUUAUGAUGGAAUCUGCGAGUGUAUACAAUAAUACAUAAUA